AUGCGCUUCUCCUUCGCCGCUGCUGUUGCCGCCCUGGCUGCCGGUGCUGUUGCCUCCGACGCUGUCACUGAGACCCUCACUAGCUACACCACUUACUGCCCUGAGGCUACCUCCAUCGUUCACGGUGGUUCCACCUACAGCAUCUCUACUGUGCGUGUUUCCCCCCCUUGUUGUGUGGUUGGUGGAUCCCGGCCACUUGACCAUGACCGGCUCCUUCCUCGUCACCCGCCCUCUGAUCACCCAGACCGUGACCCAGUGCAACAAGUGCUCUUCCACCCCGGUUGCUUCCACCCCUGUCUCUUCUGUCACCUCCACCCCCUGGUCCCCUCCAGCGUUGCUGCCACCGGCACCACUGUUUCCACCCCCGCUGCUUCCCAGCCUGCCUUCAACGCUGGUGCCAUCAACGCCGCUACCGGCGCUGGUGCCGGUCUGGCCGCCGUCUUCGGUGUCGUUGCCCUCCUGCUGUAA
Molecule: messenger RNA, 468 nt
Organism: Penicillium daleae
Lineage: Eukaryota; Fungi; Ascomycota; Eurotiomycetes; Eurotiales; Aspergillaceae
Product: putative GPI anchored protein
Exons: 3
Coding region: 1-468 (155 amino acids)
Source: RefSeq, a predicted model, not a curated record